UAUUUGUUGAGUUAUUAAUUAGAUCGUUGCAAAAUGCGCUUCAAAACAGUAUUUUCAAUUGGCAUAACGUUACUUGUCUGUCAUGUUAAUUUGAUAAAUUCUUUGUUAAUAGCUGCUAGCGUGGUGGCCGCUGGAUCUGCAAUUUCAGGAUAUUUGGCUGCUUUAAACAGCUGCAUUUACAAUGAGUGUUGUAACGAUAAAUGGAUAAGAUCCGACUUAUCUGCACUGCCAUAUAUAAUGAAAUCAAAGGUAUACGGGCAACAUCUUGUGACAGAUACACUGGUGAGACACCUCAAAGGUCAUAUCAAUGGGAACCCACGUAAGGCUUUGGCUCUUUCGUUCCAUGGGUGGACGGGUACUGGCAAGAACUACGUUAGUCAAAUAGUUGCUGAAACACUGUAUGUUAAAAGCAUGGGCAGCAAAUAUGUCCUCUGGAUUAUACCAGCAGUAGAUUUUCCGCAUAGCGAUGCUGACCCAACGACCAUUGCAUCAUACAAAGAUAAACUUCGGAGAAAGAUAAAGGAGGCAGUUACCGCGUGCCCGCGCGCAUUGAUUAUCAUCGACGAGAUGGAAAAGAUGCCACCGGGUCUCAUAGACGUCUUGAAACCGUAUUUGAACUUCCAUGACAAUGUCGAAGGUGUGGAUUAUAGGAAAGCAAUAUUCUUUCUUCUAAGUAAUAAUGCAGCAACGACUAUAGUUAAGAAGGUCCUUGAUUUACUGAAAGCUGGAAAACCUAGAGAAUAUAUUCAAUUGAAGGAUUUGGAAGACAGUGUGCAGUUACAAACGCUUAACGAUGAAUCUAACGGCCUUUGGCACAGUGAAUUGAUCACCAGUGGUCUCCUUACCGCGUCAAUACCGUUCUUACCACUGGAGAGAAAGCAUGUUGAGCAAUGCAUUAAAGAUGCAUUUAAGUCACUUCCAUGGAAAGCAUCUGACGAAAAAGUUAAAGAAAUUGCAGACCAAUUGACAUACUUUUCAGAUGAUACCCAAGUGUUUUCUACAACUGGUUGCAAGCGAAUAUAUGAUAAAGUUCAACUCAUAAUGAAUGAUGUCUAGAAUAGGUUUGUUUAUAAGUCGGCGGCUGUAUACUUUCUUAUGUCAAAACAUUUUAGUUAUUUGAUGGUCAAUUAUCAGUUCUUAAGACAUGCUAAACUUUGAUUCAUUUUGUGAUUAUAAAGCAAUAAUAAUUGUAUUUAUUUUG
Molecule: messenger RNA, 1201 nt
Organism: Dreissena polymorpha
Lineage: Eukaryota; Metazoa; Mollusca; Bivalvia; Myida; Dreissenidae
Product: torsin-1A-like
Exons: 5
Coding region: 34-1056 (340 amino acids)
Biological process (GO): cellular response to misfolded protein
Molecular function (GO): ATP hydrolysis activity; ATP binding
Source: RefSeq, a predicted model, not a curated record